AUGUAUCACAAGCUUUCCCUUAAACGCAAAAGGGAAGAAAAGACGGAGGUGAAUCCAAAUCGUGGGGUUUGGAAUCGAUUGAGCGCCCUGUUUAUGUGUGGGGUGCCUUACGAUCGCAAUCCACCGCGCCGGUCGAAUAUUCUCACCGUCGCGAUGCCGGGAAACACCUCCAGCCGCUCUCAAAUCGCCCGCUAUACCGCCCCCGAAGAUGGUGUUACCAUCUUAGAAAAGGAAUUUCACAACCCCACCCCACACGCGAAUCGAUAUCGAAACCGACAUCAUCAGACCUCCCCGUUCCGAAUCCUUCGCAACGCACUGCGCGCGCUUUGGAAAGAUCCAGCCUCCGUCGAAGACGAAAACAUGAACAAAGAGGCAAACGAAGACAAGGUGGAUGAUUUAUUAGAUGAAAGUGAUGAGGAUGCGAUUCCGAUUUCAAAUCCCCCGGUGUGUUAUCACGCCACCUCGCGUGUGGGGGUGCGUCUGCUGCAUAACGUCCUCCCCUCGCCGGAGGUGGCGGAGGUGAUGCAUUGUCGUCCGUUCUCCUCUACGUCAGAGACAUCUGUGUGGUCGCGUUGGGGGCCUCUGUGGAAUCCUUUUUAUUGGAUAUUGAUUCUGAAAGCGGUGCUCAUCUCUUGGUAUUUUCGCACUCGCCCGUUGGGGGUGUAUUACUCGGAGUUUGGACGAACCAACCUCGGGGGGCUCACCGAUCAGCGAGGGUUUUUGAGAGAAGUGAAGCGGGCGGUGCGUUUGCUCGAAGGGGAAGUGCGAAUAUCGCAAACCCACUGUGGGAGGAACGUCGAGGUUAGCGAGAUGCGACCGAAAAGUCUGUCGGACGAGGGGCAAUCAACAACCCCACUCAAUUCUACCGCUUCAUUAUCGCGAGAAGAGGAUGCCGGCCGUUCGUUUCUUCUUUCGCGUGGCCUCCGAACGCAUUUGGUGCUUUUUGGCUGCAGUCGAGGCGCGACGACGUGCUUUUACACGUCUAUGAAACUUCCCCCGCAUUUAGCGGCGUACGUCUCGCUGAUCAUCCUGGAAGCGCCUUUCGACACACUGGAGCAUGUCAUUCGCUCCUCUUCGUGGUUUCCAUCGCUGGCGAGGUGGUUUUUUAACUCCUUCUGUGAUUUCCGUGGGGAGGAAAGCGAAGCUACUGCCUACACGUACGAUCCAAAGCGGGUGCAUCUUCGCUGCCCGAUCGCGUUCGUCAUCUCAACGCGCGAUUCUCGCGUUCCGAACUGCUGCACACAAACGCUGAUUCAUCAGCUUCGCGAGAAGCUGGUACCGUAUCCGAUUCCCGCCGUGGAGGUCUUAACGUUAAAGCACUCUCGUCAUUCCUGCAUGGCGGUUGGAAAUCGACAAGAUCAGGAUGCGUAUGUUGCUUUUGUGGAAAAGCUGUAUAGCACCUACUGUGUUUGA
Molecule: messenger RNA, 1413 nt
Organism: Phytomonas sp. EM1
Lineage: Eukaryota; Euglenozoa; Kinetoplastea; Trypanosomatida; Trypanosomatidae
Source: the annotation of a GenBank genome assembly